Molecule: messenger RNA, 752 nt
Organism: Zychaea mexicana
Lineage: Eukaryota; Fungi; Mucoromycota; Mucoromycetes; Mucorales; Lichtheimiaceae
Exons: 2
Coding region: 333-497 (54 amino acids)
Source: RefSeq, a predicted model, not a curated record
CAUUAGCCCACUGUUGUCUAUUGGUUGGUAUACUACUUUUUUUUUCUAAUUUUACAUUAACACUACUGCAACCACACUUUCACGGCAUACCAUAACAACGAGGAGGGAUCGAAGUGCUUACACACCCGCGCCAACAUUUCUAUUGUUUGUUUACAAUAGCCAAUUAUCUCGAUCGCUGCCUACUAUCGUAACUAAUAAAUGACUUUCUCCCACUCAGUAAAUGUACUCUUCAUAGUCUUACUAAAGCCGCCUGGUAUGAUUAAUCUUUUUUAGUGUAAGAUGGAGUGAAAGGAUCUUCAAGUAUAUCCGGCAAUUGCAAAUUGUUUAAUUAAAUGCUUUUUUCGCAUUUAAUCUUGCACUGUUGCUAUAUAAAAGUGGGAGGUAGUUGCGCCUUCAAUAUUGAUACGGGGUACAGUAAAAUAAGUACCAUAUAUAUCCAAUUGAUACACAUCUCCGUUGUAUAUGGUGGCUCAUGUCUUUGCUACAUAUGUUUCUAGUUGCUACUACUUUUUUGAAAAGGGCGCUUUCAGAUCAAAUCUUACCGUUACUACCUAAAAUACACAUACAUAUACAAAUUCAAACAUAUAUUGAUCUAUGCUAUCAAUAGUCGUACACAAUCUCGUUAGAAGAGCAUUAACUUUGGAUGUUUUCGUGUCUCGCUAUAGUUAUUGAACAUCAGCUCAUAUUGCAUGCCUACUUGACAUAUGUAGUCGCUCUAUUCCGUUACUCUAUGCAAGUGGUAAAUGAUGUGG